Molecule: messenger RNA, 5089 nt
Organism: Cavia porcellus (domestic guinea pig)
Lineage: Eukaryota; Metazoa; Chordata; Mammalia; Rodentia; Caviidae
Product: HLA class II histocompatibility antigen, DP alpha 1 chain-like
Exons: 5
Coding region: 16-942 (308 amino acids)
Biological process (GO): antigen processing and presentation; immune response
Cellular component (GO): membrane; MHC class II protein complex
Source: RefSeq, a predicted model, not a curated record
UGGUUAGGGCUAACCAUGCUCAGGCUGAUUUCUUCCACUUACGAUUAUUAUCAGGCUGUAAAGCCCUCAAUUUCAGAGCUCUUUUCUGUGCCUUCUCUUCCUCUGGACUUCAUCAUUGUUCCUUUCCCCACACUUGUCAACUGUAAAUUCCACACUGUAUGUUUUAAGGAGAGAAUGUUCCAGAACAAAGCUGUGAUCUUGAGCACCUUCUCCCUGGCUUUCCUGCUGAGUCUCCAAGGAGCUGGGGCCAUCAAGGCGGACCAUGUGUCAACAUAUGCUGAGUUUGUCCAGAGGAGCAGACCUUCAGGGGAGUUUAUAUUUGAUAUUGAUGAGGAUGAGAUGUUCUACGUGGAUCUGGACAGUAGGCAGACGGUCUGGCGUCUGCUAGAGUUUGGUCAAGCCUUGAGUCCCUUAGAUGCUCAGGCUGCACUAACCAAUAUUGCCAUACUGAGGAACAACUUAAACAUCAUGAUCCAGCGUUCCAACCACACCCAGGCCCCCAGCGAUCCUCCCGAGGUGACCGUGUUUCCCAAGGAGCCUGUGGAGCUGGGCAAGCCCAACACCCUCAUCUGCCACGUGGACAAGUUCUUCCCACCUGUGCUCAAUGUCACGUGGCUGCAGAAUGGGCAGCCAGUCACCGAGGGAGCUUCUGAGAGCAUCUUCCUGUCACGCACAGACUACAAUUUUCACAAGUUCCACUACCUGACCUUCCUUCCCAACACCGAGGAUGUCUAUGACUGCAAAGUGGAGCACUGGGGCCUGGACGAGCCGUAUCUCAAGCACUGGGAGCCCCAGGAGCCCGUCCAGGUGACAGAGACAACAGAGACUGUGGUCUGUGCCCUGGGCCUGGUGGUGGGCCUGGUGGGCAUCAUCGUGGGCACCGUGCUUAUCAUCAGGGCUCUGCGUUCCAGGCGUGACCCCCGGGCCCAGGGACCCCUGUGACAAAAUUCCUGAAAGAAGAUUUAAGAGAAAUUUGAAUUCUAUGUACUCUAUAAAUUCUAAUCUCAUCUCUUGUGCUCCCUGUUCCACUGACCAACUCCUUGAAGACCCAUUAAGUCUACAGCUAUGCUACUCUGAACUCACCUGAUAUCAUUGGAAUAAACUUCAAGUCUUUAUUUGUGACUUUAAAGAAAUUAAUCCUUAGUGGUAUUCCCAACAAAUAGAAGGCAGUGGAUCAGUGUUUAUACUGGUGUGAGGAUCACUCCUUCGCUGGGAUUCAUAGCCUCUGGUGUUAUGGAUUAAGAACUGGUGGUCAACUUAAUGCCAGCUGGAUUAGAUCAGCAUGGCACUGAGCAUAGAUGUUCCACCUGAGGAAAUUUGCCAGCAUAAAUAGAGAGGUGAAGAAGGAGAAGGAGGGACAUUAAUGCAUUGUAUUGAAGCAUUGUGGGUUCUCCUAUGAGUUGCUGUUUGAGCCUUUGGUUCCUCUGGAGAAUCUCUGGUCCUCACAUCAAGCACUGCUUCCUGGCUCUCCAGGGGAAGAUGUGUGCCACUUGGUCUCCAGGAUGAACUCAUCAUGCUGGCUUCCUGGCAUGUACCCGUCACUGAGGAUGGCUGUGGUACCUUUCAGGACAGCCCUGGUCUUGUGAGUGUGACUUCUCAGCUCCAGCAUAGAAUUUUUAUCCCAGGACUUCCGGGAGAACAUGGUGGACAGAUAGCAGCAGCUACGGAGGCUCUCUGAAAGACUCGGCUUAGAAUUCAGGAAUGGUGCGGACUAAGGAGUCAUAAGCAGGUGGAGAUAUGCUCUGCUGACUCAGGAACGAACUGGGCUGGGAGAAACCAACUUGGAAUGCAGUUCUGGGGCUAGAACAGGAACAGAGAGGCCUCAGUGUGGAGGCUGGAGCCCGCACCAUUGGAAACCGCGAUUUGGGUUUCCCGCCGCAUGGUGGCUGCGUCUACAUUGGCUUGGCAGGGAGACAGACGCGCAGAAGCUCAGAGAAGGGAAUCGGCGAACGGAGUUGAAAACAGGACGGGCGGCGAGCUGUGCAUUGACUUGCAGCGAGGUGAGUGAGAGAAACUGACACUCUUCCCACGGUUUGGGAGACUCCAACAGAGGACAUUCUGGGACUGGGCUGACUUGCGGGAGCAGGGCACUGCCGUGACCUCAGCCACGUAUCCCCCUCUCAAGCGGGAUUGGUUAGAAGUGGCUAGCCUAUGUGACGCUACUGGCGGAGACCCAGUAGGCUAACACAACCCAGAUCCCAGAGCCUGAGAGUGGCCUGGAGGGGCGGGCCUUGCGUAGGCUGCCUGGUCUACAAUUUCCUGGUGUGCUGCGGUGGGCGGGAACACCUAGCCAGCGCAAUUCGAUCAGGCUGUGGCUGACAGGGAGGAAAGCUGGGCCUCCUAUAUAAGCUUGCAUAUAUAAGGAACAAAGAAUAUGAGAAGAGGCAGCAACAAGAAAGGGUCCUCGGCCCCCAAUCCUAAGAAACAGGCAAUAGCGGACACUGCACCAAUAGACAUAAAGCGCCAUCUAGAGAGCCUCAUAGAUCAGUUCAGGAAUGAAUUUAUUAAUGACCUGAAGCUAGAAAUAAGCAGAAUAGUCAGAGAAAUGCUAAGCACCACCCAAGAAAAAAAACAGAUGGUGGGAUGGAAGAACAGAAAAAGAGGGGAGAAUUGUUUGAUGGAGAAAAUAGAGAAAGCAUAGAAUACGUGAAGCAGAUUCAAAGAGACUACCAGGAAACUAAAAAGUCUAUCGAAAACUGGCAUAACAGCUUGAAAGAAACUAAGGACAGACUAUCUGAACUGGAGGGCAGAUUUGUAAUAUGGGAGAAUGAAAUGAAAAACUUCUUAAAAGUAACAAAGAAACAAACAGCAAUAAUACAAAGACUAGAAGAUGAUAAGAGGAUCCAUAACUUAAGAAUUAAGAACAUAAAAGAAGAAGUAGGGACAUAAACAAAUGAGCUACAAAAGCUACUCACAGAAAUAACCCAGGAGAAUUUUCCUAAUUUAGCAAAAGGUAAAGAUACUCAGAUGUAUGAGGCAUACAGGACCCCAGCCACCUACAACCCAAACAGAGCAACACCCAGGCAUAUAAUAAUAAAAAUUCCAGAAAUUCAAUACAAGAACAGAAUAUUAAAAGCUGUCAGAGACAAGAAACAGACCACUUACAAGGGAACACCCAUCAGAAUUACAGCAGAUUUCUCUGCACAAACCAUCAAAUCACAAAGAGCGUGGGGGGGAAAUAAUUCAAGCUUUGAAAGAUAAUAAUCUCCAGCCAAGAUUGAUAUAUCCUGCACAACUAUCCCUGGAAAUUGAUGGAAAAACAAGGUGCUUCCAGGAUAAAGAGGAACUAGGGGAAUUUGCAACCACCAAUUCAACUCUACAGAGAAUACUGCAGGACAUUCUAAAAAAGAAAAAUACAAAGAAUCCAGAAAUAGUGGCAGAGAGGCCACAACGAAUGGAGCAGAAAACAAAUUGAAGAAGACAAACUGACAACUAAUGACAGAAAAAGAGCUCAAAAAAAAUGAGGCAGAGAAGAUUGGAUGAUAGGAACAGCUAUUUUGGAGAAAAUGACAUCUUAAGAGGUAAUACUGAUUUAGUAUCAUCUUGUUUUGAAGUCUCAUCAAGCUUUUGUUCUUCUGUCUCCAUUGGUCUAAACAGGUUGUAUAUUAUUGGAUUUUAUUAUGUAUGAUAGUAUAAGCAAAAACUUUUAAAGACAAGGAGAUUAUACAGAAACCAUUGUUUAUUUUCUGUUAGUUGAUUCUAAAUACCCUGUAAUGCUAUCAUUCUCUUAAAUGGUUUUACAUUGUUUUGAUAUAUUUGAUACUACAGUAUAUGAAGUUAUACUCAAAGAUUUUAAGGAAAGAGACAAUAUGGUAGCUACUUUUAUGUCAGGAUUAUCUUGUGGUGAAACACUAUUCUGCUUAAAUGGUUAUGUUUUGAUCUGCACUGUUUUGCUGUUAUGCCCUCUUUUAUCUCAAUCUCCACUUCAUUAUUUACUUUUUUAUUUUUAUCCUUUUAAUUAAGGGAAAAAUAAAUAAAAAAUAGCAGGAUAUAUUAUAGUAACCCACUUUGACUUUCCAUUAUCUUGAUUUAAAGCCCUGUAUUACUCUCACCAUCUUGUUUUUGACUGAUGUCCCCCUAUUCUGUUUUGGUUGAUAGUACCAGGUUCGAAAGUUUAGGCAACAGCUGUGAAGAUAAUGAGAUUCAUUAUGACGCCCAUUCUCAUUGACUUUUAUCUACUUUUGAAGACCUACAAUGUCUCCAAUGUUUUGGUUUUGUCGGUUUUGUUCUUUACUGUUUUGUUCAAUUUUAUUAUAACUGAUGAUAUAGGCAAUUCUAUUAGAGAUAGCAGGAGGCAUUAUGGUAACCAUUACUGAUCACCUUGUAUUAUGCUUUUACAUUAUCUAUUAUGUCCACCCUUUUGAUUUGAUUGACUCUGUUCUGUUAGGUCACAUUUGGUUCUACUCUCUUCCAAAAAAGUAAUAAGAACUGUGGGAGCAACAAAACCCAAAAUGUGUAAUUGUCAUUGUACAAAAGAGAGGAAAAGAAAGUGCUCUAAAUGAUAUAACUGCAUGUAUAUUUAAGUGUAUAAGAUGGAAAAUGAUAUCACUGAGUUUUAUUGGAUCAUUGAGCAGAACUGUUUUCAGUCUCACUGUUGGAAUGUCCACUUUACAAGCUUUAAUUUUGUGACUUGAACAAUUAUUUCUAAGAUGACAAUAUGUAAUCCAUUAACUAGUGAUUUCCUACUGUUUAUUUUUUUCUGUAAAUCUGUAUAACUUGUACCCUUUCUCUGCUUUUUUUUCCUCUCCUUAAGUAAAAUUAAAAAAAAAAAGAAUUUUUAUCCCACCAGCACAGCUCCUUCACCCCACUAGCAUGGACUUUCUGGCUUCCACCGCUGACCUGUGGGCCUUCCCAGCGUGGAUCCAUAAAAGAGACUGGCAUGAGUCCUUCUUGUGGGCUCUGGACCUCCAAUUGGACUCAUGGGAGGCAUUAUCAUGAGCUCUGGGUUUUCAUAUGGACUCAUGUGGAACAUUGCUGUGGGAUUUAGACCCUUGAUGAAAUAUUCUAUGUCUUUGGUACUGUGGACAGAUUUCCUGCAUUUUCUUGUGUUAAUUCCCAGUGACCAUCAUAAAACAAUUUAUAAACUCCA